This is a messenger RNA of Lagenorhynchus albirostris (white-beaked dolphin), 1480 nucleotides long. It is a transcript of the gene GDA, whose product is annotated as guanine deaminase. Lineage: Eukaryota; Metazoa; Chordata; Mammalia; Artiodactyla; Delphinidae. The transcript has 14 exons. Gene Ontology annotation, cellular component: cytosol. The coding region runs from base 103 to 1467 and encodes 454 amino acids. Gene Ontology annotation, biological process: guanine catabolic process. The record is from RefSeq and is a predicted model, not a curated record. Gene Ontology annotation, molecular function: zinc ion binding; guanine deaminase activity.
GCCGGCUCGGCAGCUGCCCGCAGCCGCAGGGAGUCCUCGCCGCGCCUCCGCCCGGUGCGCCCUCCUUGGGCCGCGGACUCCGCACUGCGCUCCACCGCUGACAUGUGUGCCGCCCGAAUGCCGCCCCUGGCGCACAUCUUCCGAGGGACUUUCGUCCACUCCACCUGGACCUGCCCCAUGGAGGUGCUGCGGGAUCACCUCCUUGGUGUGAGCGACAGCGGCAAAAUAGUGUUUUUGGAAGAAGCGUCCCAACAAGAAAAGCUGGCCAAAGAAUGGAGCUUCAAGCCAUGUGAAAUAAGAGAACUGAGCCACCAUGAGUUCUUCAUGCCUGGGCUGGUUGAUACACACAUCCAUGCCCCUCAGUACUCUUUUGCCGGGAGUAACGUAGACUUCCCACUUUUGGAGUGGCUGACCAAGUACACAUUUCCUACAGAACACAAAUUCCAGAGCAUCGACUUUGCUGAAGAAGUAUAUACCAGAGUUGUUAGGAGAACACUAAAGAAUGGAACCACCACAGCUUGUUACUUUGCAACAAUUCACACUGACUCAUCGCUGCUCCUUGCGGAAAUUACAGAUAAAUUCGGGCAGCGGGCAUUUGUGGGCAAAGUCUGCAUGGAUUUGAAUGACACUGUUCCAGAAUACAAGGAAACCACUGAGGAAUCAAUCAAGGAAACAGAGAGAUUUGUGUCAGAAAUGCUCCAAAGGAAUUAUUCUAGAGUGCAGCCCAUAGUGACACCACGUUUUUCCCUUUCCUGCUCUGAGACUUUGUUGGGUGAACUUGGGAACAUCGCGAAGACCCAUGAUUUGCACAUUCAGAGCCAUGUAAGUGAAAAUCGUGAUGAAGUUAAAGCUGUGAAAAACUUAUACCCUGGUUAUAAAAACUACACAGAUGUGUAUGAUAAAAACAAUCUUCUGACAAAUAAGACAGUAAUGGCACAUGGCUGCUACCUUUCUGAAGAAGAACUGGAUGUAUUCAGGGAACGAGGAGCAUCCAUCUCGCAUUGUCCCAAUUCUAACUUAUCGCUCAGCAGCGGCCUUCUCAAUGUGCCAGAGGUCCUGAAACAUGGAGUGAAGAUAGGGCUGGGUACAGAUGUGGCUGGUGGUUAUUCAUCUUCCAUGCUUGAUGCAAUCAGAAGAGCAGUGAUGGUUUCCAACGUGCUUUCAGUUAAUAAGAUAAAUGCGAAAAGCCUCACCCUCAAAGAGGUCUUCAGACUAGCUACUCUUGGAGGCAGCCAAGCCCUCGGGCUGGAUAGACAGAUUGGAAACUUUGAAGUGGGCAAGGAAUUUGAUGCCCUCCUGAUCAACCCCAAAGCAUCUGACUCUCCCAUUGACCUGUUUUAUGGGGAUUUUGUUGGUGAUAUUUCUGAGGCUAUUAUCCAGAAGUUCCUCUAUCUAGGAGAUGACCGAAAUAUUGAAGAGGUGUAUGUGGGUGGAAAGCAGGUGGUUCCCUUUUCGAGCUCAGUGUAAGACCCUCUGCAUC